Messenger RNA from Jatropha curcas, 1222 nucleotides. RefSeq names its product titan9 (gene TTN9). Gene Ontology annotation, biological process: developmental process involved in reproduction. NCBI's taxonomy places the organism in Eukaryota, Viridiplantae, Streptophyta, Magnoliopsida, Malpighiales, Euphorbiaceae. The record is from RefSeq and is a predicted model, not a curated record.
AACCGACGAAGCUGAAUCGUAAGCCGGCAUUUUAACGUUUGAAAAUAACUUUCCCGCUCUCUGUCAGUCCAAAAAACAGAUGUCGAUUCGAGAGACCCAAAAUGGAGAUGGAGACUCUAUAUGCAAAGCUCUAUAAUAAGUACGAUGCUCUAAAGAAGAAAAGGAUUUCUGAAUUGGAUGAGCUCAACAAAGAUCAAGAAGUAAAGUUUUUGAACUAUGUGUCUGUUGCGGAACAGUUGGUACAACACUUGAAAGAUGAAAAUGACAAGUUAUGUGCGCAAGUUAGUGAAUUAAGAAGUCAGGUGACUUCAAUCAGGUCUACUAAGGACAAAGAAUGCGCACGGUACCAAAAACUAUUCAUGGAAGAGAAAGAGAAGAACAAAAUGCUUUCUGAGGAAGUUGAAAAGCUUCAAGGACAACUUUUUCUCAGUUCAAAGGAUGACAAAAAUGACCAAGUUACUUCAGGAGAAAUGAUCGGCGACUCAUUGAGAAGAACGACAAGAAAGCGCAGUCAAGAAGCUAGGACUGACUUGGAAGGUAUUGUAACUCCUAAUCAGAGUGAUCAUCAUGAUCUGUUGGUGACAACAUCGAGAAAGCGCAGCCGAAAAGCUAGGACUGAGAUGGACGCUGUUAGUACUCCCGGUCAAAGUUAUCAAGAUGAUUUGUUGGUAAGAGAAUUAGCAGAGGGCUCAUCCAGGGGAACUAUGUCUGGUGCAAAUCUGGAAAAUGUUAAGCAGCCUGAAUUUUGUAGAAGAACUGUUCAGAUAUCAGCCAACAACAGUUCUACCAACUGCCAGUUUCAAGCUCUUAUUGAAUACUUACUGGGUAUGAAAUUUUCUACUGUUAUUCAAAGUGAUGAUAGAAUAUGCAUUUCAGCUCUGCAUCAAUCAAGUGGUUACUCGUUCAUUCUAACAUGGGUAGACAAGGACAGUGCAAAAGAACCAGAGCUACUAUACCGUGCAUCGACACUAGGGACAUUUGAGAGGGUAGCACCAGAGUGGAUGAGAUCGGUUCUAAUGUUCAGCACAAGCAUGUGUCCUAUCUUCUUCGAAAGGAUAGCCCGUGUUAUCAAGAUGCAUUACUAACUUAACAACUUCUUGUUUUCCACCUCAGACAAGCAUUGUGAUUGUUUUUGUAUGUACAUUUGGAAUCUAGCAUUUAUGGCAUUUGCAAGCUCUAAAAGGUCAAUAUUUCGGUGUCAAAUUGAAACCUUUAGCAAACA